AUGUCAACUAUUCCUGGCUAUGCAGCACCUAUUCGCCAAGACCGAACUGCUUCAGGCGGGGGCGUAGCUGUCUGGGUGAAGUCCAACCUGCAUGCUCGGCACCUUGACGCCAUUGACUGUAAAGGUUUUGAGGUAGUAUGGCUCUUAGUAGAUUCAUGCUCUCAUGGCAAGGUUGUAGUCUGUGCUGUGUAUCGUUCCGGUUCAAGUAGCCCAUCAGAUUGCUCCGUCAUCGACUACCUAGACAGCUCAUUACCUGCAGCACAGCAACUCGGUGACCAUGUAGUCAUUGCAGGGGACUUUAAUGUCCACAAUUCCGCCUGGCUCAAAAGUAGUAAAACAACAUUGGCUGGUCUUGCACUGGAGGAUCUAGCAUCUGCUUAUUGCCUCACGCAGCAUAUCACGGAUCCCACUAGAGGUGAUGCCAUUCUAGACCUUGUCCUUUCAGACUUGCCUGGACAUGUGAGCACUUCUAUCUGUAAGCCCCUUGGACGCUCUGACCAUGCGGUCAUCAUCGCAGACUUCUUGACAGUUUCUCCCUCAGAGGAGGAGAGCUCUACUAGAACAGUAUGGCGCUACAACAAAGCCGAUUGGUCGAGACUGAGGGCACACUUCAGAUCCGUAGAUUGGCUGCAAGUCACUGCUCCCCAUACCGACUGCAACAAGGUCUGGGAUGUCAUCUCAGAGACAAUUCUAGUGGGGAUGCACCGAUUUAUCCCGUGCAAGCAAUACACUACAACACCCUCUGACCCUCCAUGGUGGAACCCAGAGUGUCUGGACGCAGUAGUCCUCAAGGAACAGGCCUGGCGGCGCUGGAGGAGAUUUCCAUCUUCUGAGCCUCUGAAGCAGACAUUUUUACAAUCAGUCAACCAUGCCUCAACUGUGAUGGACACGGCCCGCCUAGCUUGGGAACGGCGUGUCCGGGCUAAGCUCUGUGCGGGUAAUCUGCGUGACAAACAGUGGUGGUCGGUGAUGAAAUCAGUCGCUGGUGUUAAGCGCUCCUCUGAUAUCCCAACCCUGAUUGAUGCACAUGGGCAGGAAUGCGCAACCAACCUGGCAAAGGCAAACUGCUUUGGAUCAUUCUUUUCCAAGAAAUGCAGUCUUGCCUCCGACAUAUCAGUGGACAGCCUGCCUGCUGCCUCUGGCCACAGUAAAACUCCAUCAGUCACAAGGAUCCAUUUCCGGGCUGACACAGUACGACGACAUCUGGCAAGACUCGACUCCUCCAAAGCCACUGGACCGGACAAUAUCCCAGCUAGGGUACUCAAGGAAUGCGCAACUGAGCUUGCGGGGCCCCUAGCACGCCUCUUCUCCCUGUCUUUCAGUACUGGCCACCAACCACAGGCAUGGAAGGUUGCCCGAGUAGUUCCAGUAUACAAAAAGUCCUCCAAAUCCGCUGAAAAGAAUUACCGACCAGUCUCGCUGCUUUCUAUAUGUUCCAAAGUAAUGGAGUCCAUCAUCAACCGCCAGUUAAUGAACUUUCUGGAGGGACAAAACGUCCCCGCCGAGGCCUAG
Messenger RNA from Sycon ciliatum, 1512 nucleotides. RefSeq lists its product as uncharacterized. Lineage: Eukaryota; Metazoa; Porifera; Calcarea; Leucosolenida; Sycettidae. Gene Ontology annotation, molecular function: catalytic activity. The record is from RefSeq and is a predicted model, not a curated record. The transcript has a single exon. Bases 1 to 1512 code for a protein of 503 amino acids.